AUGUGGCAAGUUUUGGGAUGUGAUCUUGAUGAAAUAAAGGAAGCUCCACUUUGCAACGUCCAAGUGGAUCUUGUCUUCGUCUUGGAUGGUACGGGUAGCGUGGGAGCCACGAACUUUGAGAAAAUGAAGACCUUCGUGCAGAAGAUGAUCAGCGACUUUGAGCUUGGGCCCGAGGGCACUCGCAUCGGUGUGGUGGUCUAUUCCCACCGGGCAUCACUGGAAAUCAGCUUGGAUGCAUAUGACGAUCAAGAAGCGCUAAACGGUGCUCGGGACGGAGUGAGGAAAGUAGCCGUCAUCUUGACCGAUGGAGUAUCAUAUGAUGACCCUGCGGAGCCGGCCCAGAGUAUGCGCAAGGCGGCCAUCAUCACCUAUGCCGUGGGGAUCGGUAGCAACCUUGACCGUGACCAGUUGGACGUGAUUGCCGGAGUGCCAGACAACCUAUUUGUACUGGAUGACUUCAGCAUGCUGGACAACCUACGAACCACCCUGCCCACUCAAGUCUGUGACGCCUCUACUAGUGAACAGAUUCUCAUCAGAAUCGUCAUCACAUCAGUGCGGUUUGACGUGUCUCUGUUGAACGGCAACUCUACAGAAUUCCAGACACUGUUUGCCCAAAUCAACCGUGCCUUCAUCGGCUUCUUCCCAGGAGUCCCUGGAUUCACCGCACCUCUGGUGUCUCUCGCACCGGGUCCUGAUGAUAAUUCCGUGGUGGCCAUGUGUUUGGGAUCGGUACCAGCAUUUGCUACCAACACUGUGAGAACUGGUCUACUGAACGCAUCAGAAGAGCUCAACAACCUGACUCUCAACACGGCCCUCACAAGCGUUGUCGCUGUGCUGAGUCAGUUUUCCCCAAGUAUCGGAUCCGUAGAUAUCGUGUCUCUACGAGUGACCCAGAUCCUCCCAGGUUCGACAGCUGCAACUACUUCAGUCGACGUUGAGGUAGUGGCCACGACAUCCGCAGUAUCGGCCGUCCAAACAAGGCUGACCAAUAUUACCGCACCUGGCCAGGUGCUUGGCGGCGCCUCUAUCAUCACUUCACAAGUGGCAUUAACAGCUCCACUUUGCAACGUCCAAGUGGAUCUUGUCUUCGUCUUGGAUGGUACGGGUAGCGUGGGAGCCACGAACUUUGAGAAAAUGAAGACCUUCGUGCAGAAGAUGAUCAGCGACUUUGAUCUUGGACCCGAGGCAACUCGCAUCGGUGUGGUGGUCUAUUCCAACCGGGCAUCACUGGAAAUCAGCUUGGAUGCCUAUGACGAUCAAGAAGCGCUGCAAGAUGCGGUCGCCGACAUCGCAUAUCCGGGCGGUUACACUCUGACAGGGGCAGCCAUCGACUACACCACCACCUUUGCCUUCUCUACUAGAAACGGUGCUCGGGACGGAGUGAGGAAAGUAGCCGUCAUCUUGACCGAUGGAGUAUCAUAUGAUGACCCUGCGGAGCCGGCCCAGAGUAUGCGCAAGGCGGCCAUCAUCACCUAUGCCGUGGGGAUCGGUAGCAACCUUGACCGUGACCAGUUGGACGUGAUUGCCGGAGUGCCAGACAACCUAUUUGUACUGGAUGACUUCAGCAUGCUGGACAACCUACGAACCACCCUGCCCACUCAAGUCUGUGACGCCUCUACUAGUGAACAGAUUCUCAUCAGAAUCGUCAUCACAUCAGUGCGGUUUGACGUGUCUCUGUUGAACGGCAACUCGACAGCAUUCCGGGCCCUGUUUGCCCAAAUCAACCGUGCCUUCAUCGGCUUCCUCCCAGGAGUCCCUGGAUUCACCGCACCUCUGGUGUCUCUCGCACCUGGUCCUGGUGAUGAUUCCGUGGUGGCCAUGUGUUUGGGAUCGGUACCAGCAUUUGCUUCCAACACCGUGAGAACUGGUCUAUUGAACGCACAGCUCAACAACCUGACUGUCAACAGGGCACUCACAAGUGUUGUCGCUGUACCUCGGUGA
Molecule: messenger RNA, 1941 nt
Organism: Branchiostoma floridae (Florida lancelet)
Lineage: Eukaryota; Metazoa; Chordata; Leptocardii; Amphioxiformes; Branchiostomatidae
Product: collagen alpha-6(VI) chain-like
Exons: 13
Coding region: 1-1941 (646 amino acids)
Source: RefSeq, a predicted model, not a curated record